This is a messenger RNA of Trichoderma atroviride IMI 206040, 266 nucleotides long. The record is from RefSeq and is a predicted model, not a curated record. Lineage: Eukaryota; Fungi; Ascomycota; Sordariomycetes; Hypocreales; Hypocreaceae.
CCGAAGCAAUGCGUCUCUAGAGGCAUUGGGCAAAAGAAAGAAGAAAUGCGAGUUCGUCUGGUCUGAUGGCUAAAGGCAGGUGCGUGCAGCCUGGUUGCCAGGGUUUCGGGCUGGCCGCAUGCAUGUAUCAUCAUAUGCUCUGUGCUGGGAGAGUUGCUGUCAGAGAAAGCGAAGAAGCAAGAAAAAAGAAUGCUGCUUACUCGUGCUAUAUAAUCAUGAAAGAAAUAGAUUGAAAGAAGAAGAAGAAGGAAAGAAAAGGAAAAAAA